Molecule: messenger RNA, 4199 nt
Organism: Zophobas morio
Lineage: Eukaryota; Metazoa; Arthropoda; Insecta; Coleoptera; Tenebrionidae
Product: ephrin-B1-like
Exons: 3
Coding region: 283-1074 (263 amino acids)
Biological process (GO): ephrin receptor signaling pathway; axon guidance
Cellular component (GO): plasma membrane
Molecular function (GO): ephrin receptor binding
Source: RefSeq, a predicted model, not a curated record
GCUGAGUGACAAAAUGGCAAAGGAAUGUUGGUGCAAGAACCCGACUUUAUGAUGUGUUUUCGUGAAAUUCCUAACACAAUCGUGCCGUUUUUCCCAAAAAUAUGUUAACAAGAAAGAAUUUAACUUAAAGUGCUUGGUGCGACUCGAUGCGUGAGUGCGUUCAAGUCCCGUUUGCCAUGUUUCUUUUCCAAUUAUGAACCAUAUACUUUUAACAAUAGGUUGAGCCGCCUCGUCUCCACGAAGACAUGUAAAGUAUCGUCCGCUCACCAUAAGCAAGACAAGAUGGUUUGGCAAGCUAGCGUCCUCGUCAACGGCCUAAUCCUCCUCACGUUCAGCCUACACAGUUUCGUGACGGCAACGAUCCCGAGCAGCGCCAAGUUCUACACCAUCCACUGGAACUCGUCGAACCCCAUUUUUCGCAUCGACAACACCGACAACAUCAUCGACGUGAAUCGCUACAACCUCAAGUUCGAGUACGACCAGGUCAACCUGAUCUGCCCGGUGUACGUGCCGGGCACCCGCGACGAGGAGAUGGAGAAGUACAUCAUCUACAACGUCAGCAAGGACGAGUACGAGACCUGCCGCAUCACGAACCCCAACCCGCGGAUCAUCGCCGUCUGCGACAAGCCCUACAAGCUGAUGUACUUCACGAUCACUUUCAGGCCGUUCACGCCCCAGCCGGGCGGGCUGGAGUUCCUGCCCGGCCACGACUACUACUUCAUCUCGACGUCGACGAGCGACGACCUCCACCGGCGGAUCGGCGGCCGGUGCACCACGCACAACAUGAAGAUCGUCUUCAAGGUGUGGGGCCCCACGCAGACGACGUCGGCGCCGACGCCGGCGACAGCGUCCCGAUGGUGGCCGGUCACGUCGCCGCGCACCACCACGACGUCGACGACGACGACAACGACGACGCCGCCGCCGACGACGACGAAGAAGGCCAAGACGUACAACAAGCAUCCCAACGAAGUGAUGAAGAGCGAGGAACUCACGCUGGGCGCCGCCCCCGCCCCGCGAAGUGUGUGCGCGUUGGUGGCGUUGUGCGCGGUCACGGUGGUGUUCGCGAUGCGAUGAAAAUGUUACGGAUGUCUAUAAGAUUUAACAGAUAAAAGAACGUUACGUGUCCCCCUGUGUGUACUGUCACAUACGACCUAAAACUAUCCUAAUUUUAUAUAAAUAUUGGUAACUAUUAGGCGAUUAAGAUAAAUUAUUGUUCCCACUUCUGAUUUUCGCUCGGCGGUUUUCUCGCGACGGCGGAGGGGGUGGAUUAGGAGGGGGGAGGGUGCGUGCGGGGGCUAUAUUUUUGUGAUGGGUUUUUGAUGGAUAUCGGUACGGAUGGUAUUUUUGUAGAGCGAAAUUUUACCAUGGGCGGGGAAGGGGUGGACGCGGCAGCUCGCAGGUGUGGAGGUCCGGGGGUUGCAGGUAGCACUUGUCAAAAAAAAGGGAUGAUAAAAAUUUUAGGCACAAUUUGAUUUGAUUUUUUUUAUAUAUUUUAUGCACAAGUUGUUUUAUAGCUCUGGAAUGGUUGACUUUAAGAGUGUGCGACAAGGAUAGAACGUUAUAUUUUGAAAAUACUAAGUAUUAAUUUCAGGAAAAUUGCUUAAAAUUUGUGUUUUUAAAAUGUCUCAGUAUUAUAUAGUCUGUUUCUAGUCUAAUUAGAUACUAUGAGAUUAAAAAAAACACAUAUGAUGAUUUGGUAUUUCGGAAAGAUAUAAAAAAGUCGUCUAGUAAGCUAUGAUAUGCAUAUAUAUAUAUAUUUUUAAUAAUGACGUUGGCAGUGCCACUUUAUUCGACAGUUAUUUGACCGUAAAUGUCAGAUGUAAAUGUAGUCAGUAUAAUUUUUUAACGUAAAAUUUCAAAGGUUGCUACACGACUUUUUUUCGAUCAGAUGGUGAAAAUUUUAGUAGCAGUUUUCCAUAUCUCUCUCUAUAUUGAAUAAUUAUCUUUUUAUACCAAAGAUUCGUGGCGAUUUUAAAAUUAUUUGGUUAAAUAUUCACAAGAGUACAGUUUAUUUUUUGUUCAUACUUUCAAAAUGAAACGAUUAAAAAGAAAAGAGAAGGUAAAUGAAAAAAAUAACAAGAACGAUACAGCUUAAGUCCGUUUGCUGUCAGAAUCGUGAACCCGACUUAACCCCAAAAGUUUCUUUUGUCGACCUGAAGAUGCUAUUAACGCGAAACAUGUUGCUGACAUUAAUUAUGCACUCUUAAGAUUGUUACAUUUAUUGCGUAAUUAUAUCCUGACAUCAGAUGCGUAAUUCGUUCUUUAAAAAUAAUACUUAUGUAAUAUAGAAAUCGACAAGUUCCGAUUUAUGUAUUGGAAAGCUAUGAAGUGUGGAAAUUCUUCAAUAUCAAAAGGAUUUCCUGCGAAAUUAACUCUUAAGUAGCUCGUCCAUUAAAAUUUUAGAUUUUUAGGGCCUAAUUCAUAUUUUUGGGAUUUUCUCCAUCCGUCUAUGUAAUUUUAUCAAGUUGACUGCAAUCCACGAAAAAAGGCUAAAAAAGUCACUAUUCAUUUAUUAGAACAAAGCUCAAAGAAUAAAAACGUUUCAGACUUGAAUUCUUCAUGUGCUCUAAAAUGUUUUUUAGUGUGUUUAUUUUUUCAAGGUUCUGGGAAUUUAAAGACAUGUUGCAAUUAAAGCCAUUAACACAUUUACUGCUGUUCUCACAAAAUGUCCAAUUGUCUUUCGUAAAUCAUUAGUUGCUAAAUUAGAGAUUAAACAUUUAUUUCUAAGCUUUAACUUUGACGAGAUUAGUUUGUGUAUAUUUUAUUAGGAUCACUAUUGUCUUAAAUACUCGUUUGGUGUACAAUUAAUUUUAAUAUACGUCCAAUCAAGCGUGCUAUGUCCACAAAUUGACGUUUCUCGUAAUCGUAACCCAACUUUUCUGACAAGUGCCACCGUUGCGACGAUUUGUUCAUAGCCAAUGUGGAUACUUUUUUUGUUUUGUUUUUUUACCGUUUUACCUUCGCGGGCCCUACACAUGAACUGACAAUAGUAAACGGCGAUCGUUUUUCUAGUGUUGUUGAGACCUCCCCCACCAACGAACACAUCAAACUCCACGUGCUAAGCCCCGCUUUAAUAAUUCACCUAAUCCAUGAAAUCCCCGAUCCAGCCAUCCAGUCCUCGAAUUUAUUGUGUAUAUUUUAGUAAUCUCCUAAACCGCCGACUGAAACCUGACAAUAUUUUCAUUCGAUUCGUUUAUUUUUAACAUGAAUUGGUGGUGUACAGUUUUUUAUAUGUUGGUGUAGACACUGAAGAUAAUAAAUAAUAAAUGCGCAAGCGCAUUGUGACCAAUUCAACGGACUAAAGCAGAAAAAAUUGUGUAAAUGUUAUAUUUUUCGGUCAGUUGAUUAUUUCGUAGAUUAUAAACAGUGUUGAACAUUUCAAAUAACGGCGUAUUUGUAUAACUGUGAAGACUGACGAUAGUUUUUAUUGUGUUAUAUAUAAAGUAUUAAUAUCUUACUAGUAUAAUCCUGGCGUUUUUAGUCGACACAUCACGUACUUACGUUUUAAAUGGUUGUGAUUAUUUUGAUCUGUGUAAUUCAUUUUAGUGCCAGUUACACUGAAACACUAUUUAUUUAUUUAUUCUUGUGUAUACAUACGGUAGAUCUGCACUGUUUAGAUGGUAGCUCUAAAACUAUACAGGGUGUUCCUGAAUUAACACUUUGGAUGGCCCAUCCAAGUCAAUUAUUCAUGACAUUGUGCAAUACGCUCGCAAAUACUCAUCAUCUUCUCUUGCCAUUUUUUUUUUUGUUUAAUUAGACUAGCUUUAAACACUUCCACGGUACUAAAAACGCCAGUUUGAAAAUGAUUUGUGUCUAGAGAAGUAGUUUUACGAUAUUGUAAUCAGAUGUACUUUUAAUUGCAAGCCAUAGUGAUAAAUAUUUAACUUAUAAAAGACGAAAAUGAUCAACUAUAGCAAAGGUUACUACUAUUCGUUAUAAUUUAAGUUUUUUUACAUGCGUAUUUAUUGGAAGAUUUUGUCAUUUUUGCAACAUACCUACACGGAACGGACGCUUUUGCUCGAUCCGUUAUUUUCGACUCGAAUGUUCUCAUUGAAAUGCCUCUGUAUAUAUUUGUAAUUGGUUUUAAUAUACGAAAUUUUGUGUUACAUUUUAAUAGGUGAACACACUGUAUGUAUUACGAUUGUAAAAUGCACUCUCUAUAUAUACAUAAUUAUAUAAAUAUACAUACAUGCCAUUUU